Molecule: messenger RNA, 744 nt
Organism: Echinococcus granulosus
Lineage: Eukaryota; Metazoa; Platyhelminthes; Cestoda; Cyclophyllidea; Taeniidae
Exons: 8
Coding region: 1-744 (247 amino acids)
Source: RefSeq, a predicted model, not a curated record
AUGAAAAUGUUUGCCCACUUUAGAGAUAAAAUGGAAAAGAAAAUGUAUCGUUUCGCUAAGGGUGGGUUAGGUAUUCAGUCAAGUGGAAGUGAAGUAGAAGUCCACAGGCUUGCAUUUAGACUGAUUUCGGAUAGUAGAACUCAUAAACACGCGAUUGUUUUAAAAAAGUUUAAAAAAAAUGAAAAAGUUCGCGUUGAUUUGCAUGCUGUGAAGCAGAAUUGGAUGAUCAGCGGCGGCUGUCACAGAAUGACAUUUGAAACUACUCCACCGAAUCACAAUUACAAAAAGCGUUCUAGACUUAUUCCACAUGGUGGCCUGAGCUUUGGAAGGUCAACAUGGCAACUAAAAAGGGAGGAGACCGAACAAAUCCGAAUGAUACCAUUACAAAGCGGAAACAAUUAUAAACCUUCCACAACAUAUUUGUUUCCUAAAGAGUUUUAUUACGCAAAUUCCCAAGAUGUCAUGGCUUUAGGCAACUUUCUUUCUGCGAGUGGAGUCGUGCGUGAUGCACAAAGAUGCUGGAGGACUGCAACUGGUUGGGCAAGUUUACAAAAAGUGGCGGAAAAAUUAAAAAUGGUAAAGAAAGACCGACUGAAAUCACUCUAUCUUGAGCGUAACAAAAUCUUUGAAUCAUUAUUCAGUGAUUAUGUUAUGCAAAUUGCAAAAUUAAAAAGAUUCACCAAUGAUAAACGUAUUAUGUGCUUCAGCGACCAGAAUACAGUAGCAGUUUGUAUUCUGUUUUAG